Mya arenaria is the source of this 6608-nucleotide messenger RNA. RefSeq lists its product as uncharacterized. The coding region runs from base 145 to 5949 and encodes 1934 amino acids. The record is from RefSeq and is a predicted model, not a curated record. Gene Ontology annotation, molecular function: protein binding. NCBI's taxonomy places the organism in Eukaryota, Metazoa, Mollusca, Bivalvia, Myida, Myidae. The transcript is spliced from 3 exons.
UACAAUAGUUUAUAUAUCCUCAAUAUAAAAGUAUUUGGACUUAUUUAAACUUUUUGAACAUAAAAUUAAAAUCUGUCGUGCUCAUGAUUUUAAUCAUGUUUGAAUGAAACCAAGUCUGGAUAUAGUUACAGCAUACGAACAAACAUGGCAACUUUAGACACACUUUUGAAAAAUAAACAGAGUAGGAAUUCUUUGUCGUGUCUUCUUGUAACUAAAAAUGUUGGUAAAUCAUUGGAACAAUUUACCAAGGACAAACUUCAACACAUUCAUGGACAAAUAGUGAUAAAAUUAGGCGCACAGAAUGCGUGCACUGAUCAGUGCAGUCAACAGUUCAAAAACAAUUUCAACAGGUGGUGUAUUACAUGCACAACAUGGAGGGCGGAGCUCCUUCGAUCUCAUGAGUUUCAUCGGAAGAUCACGUGGUCUGAACUUCACUCAUGGGAGUGGCCAAAAGAUCCGAAACACAUUGCCGAGGUUUUCAUGAUUCAAGGUUUCACCAAAACAAACCUGAAUUUAGGAGACGUGACUGUUUCAUUAAACAUUUGGAAACGAUGUUCCGAGUUUCCAAGAAGUCUUAUACCACUGGCGGACGCAGUAAGGAACUGUCGAAAUAAGUUAUGCCAUGAUUUAUUCGAAUGUGAUGAAAAUUUAAAGACUGAAGUGUUCACGAAUAUCAAAAACCUUAUUCAUCACAAUGAUGUAUCACCAUUUAUUCCUGAUAUCGGUGGCCUAAGUGGAUGCAUUCGAGACCUUGAAAAUGACCAACUGAAUGGUUAUAACCUUGAAUUAGAAUACAUUGUGAAUGAACAAAAUGAAGUGAAAGGUAGAUUAACUCAUGUCGAAUCACAAGUCAGAAUGCUGUCAAAACACUUCUAUUUGGUGGUGUCCGUCGUUUGCGUUUUCACCGUAUUGUAUUUCUGUUCGCAUAACACAUUACCGCCGAGGAUAUUGACAAUGCCCUGGUCGAGACCGUCUGAGAUUGGAGAGUGCUUAACAGAAGAAAUCUACGGAGACUUUCCAAAUCCCUUAAGGUUAGAACCUUAUUUAAAACGCCACAACAAGUUGGUAGGACGAGAAUGGCUCUUUAAUCUGACAGAAAAUAAAAUUGAAACUAUGAAUACUUCCAUGCGAGGCUUAGUCCUGGAAGCUGAUAUGGGUUACGGGAAAUCAGCUUUCGUCGCCCAUACCGUAUGCGCAGAUGAACAUAGCAAGGGUUUUCGUUUAAGAAAAAUGUUAAUAGCAUUUCAUGUUUGCAAAUUCGAUGUUUUAUUAACGCAGAAGCCCGGGCUCUUCAUUCGAAGACUUACAUCAAUGAUUUCGCAUUUUGUACCCGAAUUAAUGACUCAGCUAUUGACUGAAAGGCAAUGCUUUGAAUACUACAGUGGUGAAUUCUGCAAUGAAGAUUAUCUAGGAUGCAUCGACAUUUGCUUAAUUAAUCCGUUGCAAGCGUUAUCGAGAAAUGAUUUUACAACUUCUUCGAAACUGAUCAUUAUCGAUGCUAUAGAUGAAUGUGGGAACUCAAAGGACGCAAGCAACAACGCAAUCAUUGAAAUAAUUCGGAAACGUUUCCAUUUAUUUCCAACUUGGAUUAAACUGUUAAUGACAAGUCGUAAGCUGAAGCCACAUGCACAGCUUAUGUUGGAUUUUGAUGUGAUUUAUCUGCAUACUUUAGAGAAAAGAAACCUACAGGAUGUACACUCAUAUUUGAACAGUACAGAAAUGAAUAGGCUAGACAUGCCGUCGACUUUCCUUAUUGCACGGUACAUGUUUGAUUCAAGUAGGUACAACGACUCGAAUAUAAAAAACCUUGACAGAUUUUAUUUUGAUCAAUUUGAAAGAAUUUUCGGGGACGAAUUUCAAAAUGCAAGAACAAUAUUUGAAGUGACAGUAACUACGUUUUUAACAAAAACAAAACAUAAUAUUUUAAAAGUCAUUUCGGAUUGUUUUACAAUACACAAAGACACCUUAAAUGAUGAACUCGAAAAGGUUGAGCAAUUCUUUAUAACUGUAAAUGACACUGUUACAUUUACCCACCAGUCCGUUGUGAAUUGGUUAGAAAACAAAGCUUCUAAAACAUUCAAAAUACAGAGAAAGAACGGCCAUACAAUCAAUGCUCAAUAUUUACUCAAUCAAAUUGACAACAUGUAUAUUAUCGACACGGAUAUUGUCAACCUUGCAAUACACAUAAUGAACUCUGAAGCAAUUGAAUUAAUUGAUCGAUUUGAAAAUAUAAGCCAUGAUCAAAUAACGCUGUUGGAAAGGACCUACUCUGAAUCACCCUUGAUACGAUGCGUGAAACGCCCUGACUGUUCAAAUAUACCGCAUACUCUGUAUUACCAUUUCAACAAAACUGAUGAGUUGAGUAGCGAAAAUUUUACUGCGGCGUACAUUGCAGCUGCUACGGGGAAAUUGUCCGCUUUAAAAAGCCUUUGUGACCAUGGGGCUGAUGUAAAUUUUAGAGUGAAAUCUUACCACGGUACGAUGCUUGCAGACGUUGACGUUGCCGUUCAAAUUGCUACCUUGAUGAAACAAUGGGGUUACGGAUUACUCGAUAUUGCCUCUCAAAAUGGACAUUUUCAAAUUGUUAACUUUAUUUUGACUGAUAAUACUUUUUUCGGCAACUACACAUAUCACAUAUUGAAUGGCAUCAAUUUAAAGCCUGUGCAUCUUGCGUGUAAGUCUGGUUAUGUUGAUACUGUCAAGGAGUUUUAUAUUUACAACAAAGGUAGUGUUGACUGGCAAUGCCUGUAUUUUGCAGCAGACGGAGGACAUUUGUCUUUAGUGUCGUACUUAGUGAAUGACUUGAACAUUACUGACAGGUGUCGGGAGUGUAAUGAAGUUCUUACGUGGCUUUCGGAGGGGUGUUCCCGAAUGCAAGGAAGGAAAGUAGAUACAGUGUGUCUUUAUGACGAUUGGGGUGAUCUAUCAUGUGAAAGUGCACUUCAUGCAGCAAUUCGAGGUGAUAAUGUUAAUAUAAUGAAAGCGAUUAUUUCCAAUGAUGGUGGCUCAACGCUUGGUUGUUUGGAUCGAGGAGGGAGACCACCUUUGCUUGUUGCAAUUCAAAAUAAUCGUAAGGAUAUGGUGAGUUACAUCCUUGAGAAUCACAAGAUGUUUGCAAACAUAAGUUAUUCGUGUGGAAAUGCAACUGAGAUCAAAGAUAAACUCCAACUUAAUAUAUAUGAAGAAAAUCUACUUAACUCGCAGAUAUGUAAACCGGGUUUUCGACUCGAAGAUGUUGUAGCAGAGCAAGGAGACUUUUGGACUUUCACAGAUUUUAAUGAGCAUGGAAUAUAUUUAAAUUUCUUUACGCGGGAUGCAAACGGGUGCUUUACCGCUCAUUCUGCCGCCUGCAACGGGAAUAUACGGUUACUUUAUCAUUUGAUACACGAUCAAAACACGGACAUAAUGACAUUGCGUUGUAAUAACAUGUCUACACCAUUGCAUUCAGCGAUACUUUGCCAAAACAACAUAUCUUUCCAUUAUAUAAGAAAUCAUGUUGACAGUACUUACAUAGAUCUUCAAAGGUAUAGGUUUGUAUACAUGUGGCUAGCGGUAAAACAGACGCCAUUUUCAUCAGACCCAAACAAACAGCCCUUAUCAUCUAUAAUUUUGAAUAUGUACUCCAUCUUUCCUGAUACCAUCUAUGAAUCGGAUCGCUUUGGGAGAAACCCUUUACAUUAUCUUAUUCAGAACGGUCAUUCAAAUGUGUUAAAUACACUUUUUCAGACACAUGGGGAUACCGUUGAAGCUUUGCUGUCUAAAACAGAUAAUUUGGGUCAAACACCAAUUAUGUUUGCAGUCAGAAGAUUAAGUAAACGAAAUAGUUUCGCUGUUUUCCACGAGCAUUUUAAUUUGAAGAAAGAUUUGCAGUUUAAUGCAUUGCUCUUAGACCAGCGGUUCCUAACUCAAUCAGAAUAUACGAUUAUCAUUUCAUUACAAUUUGCACAAUUGAGAAAUUUAUUAACCAGUCCGGUCAAAGCAAGAAUUUUAGGAAUAUUGAUCAAGAAGAGAAUUUUUUACUUAUUUCAAAUGUGUUUAUCACAUGUAGUUGAUGAGCAUGAAAGGUACCAAACAUACGUCUUGAAAUCAAUUUUGGAGAAUGAUUCUUUUGGAUUAUUUCUUGCGUUUUAUUACAGGAAAUUAGCACUUGAUAUCGAAACAUAUUUCAUACAUAAAUUUUAUCAUAACGUACAAAACCAUAACGUACAAAAAAUCAAACAAUUUGUUCCAUUUCUAGUUUGUAACAAUUGUGACAGUCUAAUCAAAAGUUGUCUUAUACAUAAAAUUAUUCAUAAAUUAGUAGAAUUCGAAAAAACUAACGGCUUUCUUUAUAAGGAAAUUGUUUACCCUGAAAUAACAUCUGUACUAAAAAAUGUUUUUAAAAGGGUAAAAAGUUCUCUUUUGACACUCUGUAAAAAUGAAUACAGCCAAAAUGUUUUAGAUGUUGCAAUUCAACAAAAGUCCGUAAUGUUCACAACUUAUUUUCUAGACAAAGGGGUUUCGCCUAGUUUUUCUCAUGAAUCUGUUUUAUCCAAGGCCAUAAAAGCGUCGGCCUCUAAGGAAGAUCGUCAAGUCAUUUUGUUCACUUUAAUAAGUAAUGGCACAGCUAGAGAAAUAACAUUUUUGAAAUUUAAUGAUAUUUUAACAAUUCUAAACAGAUCUUCAACGGAAGACACGAAUGUUAUAUUUCGCGAAUUAUUACUCAAUAAUGUUGUUUUAAACGGCUCAUUUUUGUUUUUUCAGGACAAUGUAACGGAUUCUUUUAUUGCGUUUUAUAUACAAACAUUUUAUUCUUCGAUUUCCAGGAUUUUCAUUUGCGAUAACUAUUCAACAAAGUUGUCUUUCAUUCACUUGCUUGCACUUCACAACUUUAUGUAUUCAAUUCAAUCUGCUGCUAUAUAUUUUGGAAAAGAUAUUCUGGACUGUAGAAACAAAGACAACUUCACACCAGCAUACCUUGCACUAGUGUUUGGAAGAGAAAAUAAAACGUUUGACUACAUUCAAUCUAACAUUUACAAUAAAAGAAAAAUAAUAUAUCCUGACAAAUAUGCGGAGCAAUAUCUUGUUUAUAAGAUUUCAACCACAUUUAGCAAUUCAAAUAGUCUAACAUAUAAGGUUCAAUGUCGAGAUAUGUUUUUUAGAAAUCGUAGGAAGGUUUUUUACCAUUACAUUAAAGUUUACAAUUGUUUAAAAUCGUUCUCAUUGUUUACUUUAGAAUAUUUUAAGGAAAUCAAAAUGAAUAAAAAGUUGUUAAAGGCAAGAAUAAAUUCAAUAUCAUUCUAUUAUUUACAAGAAUCAGUGAACAAAAUAUACGUGUACAAUAGUUCAUUUAAGUUAGCAACAAGAAAACAAAUCAAAACUUUUAAAUUUGUUGUUUCAAAAGUAUGUGUCUACCUUGUGAAUAUGGGAAAAAUGGCUAGUGCCAUGAAUAUAUCGAGGUCGUUUAUGAAAUAUUUAACACCAAUAAAAUAUCAGUGGAUUUUUGAGGAGAACAUACACAUGAUUGAAUAUUUUGAUAUAAAAACGUGCUAUUACGACACCGAUUUUGCCUUUGAAACAGCAUAUUUAUUUACGGAGAUGUUUAUAUUGUCCUAUAAUGAAGCUAUAUUACGUAAUAGUGUUUCAGCAUUUUUGAAAAUUGAAUUUUCGGCCAACUUUUGGCUUUCUAAUUUUACAACACCGUUUCUGUUAAAACGAAAAAACAUGUCAUUGUACAACUAUAAACAUCUCAAUCGUUUGUAUUUGCAAUAUCAAUCUAAGCGGUUUUCCUACUUAGAUACUAUUUCAUCCCUGCCAAUAUAUAGUUUUGCAGUUGACAUGAACCUCUUUAAAGAAAACGGAUAUUUAGAACGAAUGCUAUUCUCUUACAAGUUCUUGCGUAACUCUAUGUCAGGAUUCGAAUUGAAAACCCUGUACUCAAACUUUCGGAAGUUGAGCGGUAAAAACUGAAGAAAAUACUUCUGCUUAAACAUUUUCUUUAGGUAACUACUUUAAGAUAAUAUUGUUAUGUUAAAAAUUAAAAGUGUUGUGUGUUUUCUUUCUGUAAUUUGUUGAUGCAAAUGUAAACCAUACUGAAUAGCAAUUUCAACAAAUUGGUAUUUUUUCUCAAAUGCUUAGUGCAAAGGAAGCCAUUUAAAAGUAACUCAUAACUUUGAAUAAACUUCUGUUGUUUCUCUUUUGUAUAUAUGUUAUUGUAAUUUGUAUUUAUUCAAAAUGAAUAUAAAUAUAGUAAACAAAAAGGAACUAUAUAAUGAUUAACAAUUCAGGUUUGUUGGCUUUUACUAAUGAUUACUUGGCCGCAAUGCAAGACCAAUCCAAAAGAGUGCAAAAACAACACCUGGUAUGAUUAAAAUAUAAUUAUAUUCAUUUAAAAGCAUAUGAUUCACAUUGAAUAAUAUAACAAUACACGUAUGAUCAUGAUCAUUAAUAAAUAUGAUGUGAUAUUCAAUAUUGACCGAGACAAGUUCAUAACUGUAUAUAAUUUACCUUUAAAGCAUGUAUAAUUGUCUGCAUGUAUGAACUUUGCUUUAAGUCAGAAUAAGUGUAUUUUGCUACUUGUAAUUUCAGUUUUCAUAGAUUUGCAUGUUACUGAAAACUAUUAUAUUUGU